Molecule: messenger RNA, 1017 nt
Organism: Trypanosoma rangeli
Lineage: Eukaryota; Euglenozoa; Kinetoplastea; Trypanosomatida; Trypanosomatidae
Product: adiponectin receptor
Exons: 1
Coding region: 1-1017 (338 amino acids)
Cellular component (GO): membrane
Molecular function (GO): signaling receptor activity
Source: RefSeq, a predicted model, not a curated record
AUGUCUGAGCUAUUAACGGUUCAAGAGGUGGAUCCAUGGCUACAGUUUAAUCCCUACAUUGUCUCCGGCUAUCGUCCUCGCAUGACUAUUUGUGGUGCUUUGCGUUCUUUUUUUACCUGGCACAAUGAGUCGUUUAACGUCUGGACACAUGCCAUUGCUGCAUGUUUUGUGUUUUACUUGAUGCUUUUCCCACCUACCAUGGAUGCAGCGACGACGACCACCGUUGGUGCUAGCAGUGCCGAUGGCGUGGCUGCCACAAGUGUCGUCUUGCCUUUGUAUGAGCGGCGAUGGUUGGGCACGAGCAGCGAGCAUCAUAUUGGGGCAAGCUCUACCACAGCGUUUCGCAUCACCUGCCUUGUGUUUCUCGCGAUAUUCAUCUGUAGUGUGGUGUAUCACCUUUUCAUUCCCUGCUCCACCUCAGAGUUAUCAUAUCGACGCCUGCUGAACUGUGACGUGUUUGGCGUCGUCCUGUGCAUCACUGCCACCUCUUGGAGCUUUCUCUACAGAGGCAACGCGUGUAGUGCAGAGUGGACAUCUCAUGCCGGCUUGGGGGCGGUGCUCUUGUCAGGUCUGUUCGUGCUCUACUGUGUUUUAUUUAAUGCUUCCUGUGGGGCGUUGGGGCGUCUUAAGGCGAUUGGGUUUCAUUGCGCUCUUCGUCUUUCGGUUCUCCUGUGGAUCGAGUUGCCCAAGGUGCAGUCCCAGGGCUACCACCAGGCGUUUUACUAUCAUGCGAUGAGUUACAUGUUUAUCUCACUCGGUGGAGUCAUGGGUGGGUUUCGGUUUCCCGAGCGGCAGCUACGCCGCGCCACGCAGCCACUGCCGGCGUCAUCAUCUUUGCUGGCGACGGCCGUGUCACGUUUUUGGGGGUGGGUGGGGCGGUUUUUAGUGUCAAACGAGGAGCUUGACUACAUGUGGAACAGUCACACUCUUUGGCACUAUUGCAUUGUUCUGAGCGCAACGAUGAUGUUAUUUGCCUUCUACUACGAUGUGGAAGAAUUUGAGUUGGCGCGCUGCUGA